Fopius arisanus is the source of this 1528-nucleotide messenger RNA. RefSeq names its product U3 small nuclear riboprotein factor 55K (gene U3-55K). The record is from RefSeq and is a predicted model, not a curated record. Gene Ontology annotation, cellular component: small-subunit processome. Lineage: Eukaryota; Metazoa; Arthropoda; Insecta; Hymenoptera; Braconidae. The coding region runs from base 101 to 1489 and encodes 462 amino acids. Gene Ontology annotation, molecular function: U3 snoRNA binding; protein binding. The transcript has 5 exons.
UGGAAGAAAACAGUGUUCAGUACUGGCCAUGUGCUCGCGUGUGAAUAUGUACUGAAUAUAUUCCCUUCAUUUUCUCCGUGAUUUUUUCUUCUGCAGUGAAAUGUCGUUUUUUAUAAGGAAAAAGAAUGAAUCCCUCAAACGAAAGGCUAAUGGACACAUCAAAGGUCGUACCACUGAGUCAGUCUCUCGAAAAUCCUCCAGCAGUAAAAAAUCGAAGAUCAAAGACGAUGAGAGCAUUGCAAGUAGUGACGAGGAAUUUGCUGAAGAAAAUCAAAGAGGCAAACAGGAGGAUGAGUAUGAGUCUGGGGAAGACCAGGAGACAGCUCAGGAGAAACGUUUGAGACUGGCGAAAAAAUAUUUAGCUGAAAUUGAAGAGGAAGAGAGGGAUAGAGAAGAGUUUGAGGAAGGUGCUGUAUCCAGGAGAUUGCAGGAAGAAUACUUGGAGGAGAAGGGAAAACUCAGGAAAAUCGUAGCAAGCACUUACACAGGUCAUGAGGAAUUUCUUGAGCUCAGGUGCAAGGACCAUCGGGAUUCAAUCAGUUGUUUGUGCAUUUCGAGCAAUGGUAAAUACCUUUUUAGUGGGUCCAAGGAUGGGAGCAUUGUCAAGUGGUGUUUAUCCUCCAAGACUAAAUUGCGAACCAUCGGUGGAAAACGAAAAUCAAAGGAGGGAAUUAAAUGUGUUCUCUGCAUAGCCAUUUGCUCCGACGGAAAACUUCUCGUUGCGGGGGAUUCUGGGUCCAAAGACAUUAGGGUCUUCGAUGCUGAAGAUCUGAAGCCUUUGAAAAAUUUACAAGGUCACAGGGGAGCUGUCACAGGUUUGGUAUUCCGUAGAGAUACGCAUACGUUGUACUCGUCCUCUGAAGAUCGAAGUGUUAAAGUUUGGAAUCUCGAUGACAUGGUCUACGUGGAGUCCCUUUUCGGGCAUCAGAAUCCAAUUACAUCGAUAGAUGCAUUAUCACGAGAGAGGGCAAUCACCAGUGGUGGUUACGAUGGAACUAUUAGAAUUUGGAAAAUUGUCGAGGAAUCCCAGUUGAUAUUCAAUGGCCCUGGCAGCAGUAUAGACAUUGUAAAACUCAUCAAUGAGGAGAAUUUUUUGAGUGGUGGUGACGAUGGGCAACUCUGUGUCUGGGGCUCGCAGAAAAAGAAGCCCUUGUGCUCCAUUCCACUUGCACAUGGACAGGAUCAGAUGAAUGGUCAGCCCAUGUGGAUAUCGAGUAUUGCAACUCUUCUCAAUACGGAUUUAGUUGCAUCAGGAUCAAGGAAUGGCAUCGUGAGGCUUUGGAAAUGCGGCGAGUCUUUUAGGUCGCUAACACCCCUUUUCGAUAUAAAAAUCCCAGGUUUCAUAAAUGCAAUGGCAUUCACUCCUGAUGGGAAGAAUUUAAUCCUCGGUGUUGGCCAGGAGCAUAGAAUGGGCAGAUGGUGGAAAUUACCAGAGGUAAAAAAUAGAGUUGUCAUCGUCCCACUCAUUCAAACUAGGUUAAACGCAUAGAGUACAUGACGAUGAAUAAAUUACAUAUUUUUAAUCCAA